GUGCGCGGCGCUGCCGGGGGCUGGGGUGCUGCCGGCGCUGGCAGCUCUCCUCCCCGAGGGCUCGGACCGCGCCUCGGCCCCCGCCAACGGCUCCCGCAUGUGCUCUGCCCGCAGGCAGGUCUGCAGCCGCCCCCGAGGAUGGACAUCAGGCCGAACCACACCAUCUACAUCAACAACAUCAACGACAAGAUUAAGAAAGAAGAACUGAAGAGGUCCCUGUAUGCGUUAUUCUCACAGUUCGGUCAUGUGGUCGACAUUGUAGCGUUAAAGACUAUGAAGAUGAGAGGACAGGCUUUUGUUAUAUUUAAAGAACUUGGAUCGUCUACUAAUGCUUUGAGACAACUACAAGGCUUUCCAUUUUAUGGGAAACCAAUGCGUAUUCAGUAUGCAAAAACAGACUCUGAUAUCAUCUCUAAAAUGCGUGGUACUUUUGCUGAUAAGGAAAAAAGGAAGGAAAAGAAGAAGGCCAAAUCUCUGGAGCAGUCAGCAAAUGCAGCAAAUAAAAAGGUUAUCCAGGGAGCAACACAAAAUUCAGCCAGUGCCCCAGGGACAGCAGCACAGAAUCAGCAGGUGCCUGAUAACCCGCCAAACUAUAUCCUUUUCCUUAAUAACUUGCCUGAGGAAACAAAUGAGAUGAUGCUGUCCAUGUUGUUCAAUCAGUUUCCUGGAUUCAAAGAGGUACGCUUAGUGCCUGGGCGCCAUGACAUUGCAUUUGUGGAGUUUGAAAACGAGAAUCAAGCAGGAGCUGCUCGAGAUGCUCUGCAAGGAUUCAAGAUUACUCCGUCUCAUGCCAUGAAAAUCACUUAUGCGAAGAAAUAACCGGAUGAUCCUAUAAAGGACUUCUGUGGAUAGUUGGGGUUUUUUUUAAUACAAUGAUACUUUGAUUAGCUAGCAUGCUUGCUGUUCUCUGCAGAAAACUUCAGACUUGUGUAAAACUGCCAACAAUGGCCAGGACAGACUUAGGGUUUCUAUAGAUCUACUGGACAGUAAAUUUUUGUGUUGAAAUAGUAAUUUUUAUAAAAUAAAUUCAGUUUAUGCUGUUCU
This is a messenger RNA of Haliaeetus leucocephalus (bald eagle), 1044 nucleotides long. It is a transcript of the gene SNRPB2, whose product is annotated as small nuclear ribonucleoprotein polypeptide B. Gene Ontology annotation, molecular function: U1 snRNA binding. Lineage: Eukaryota; Metazoa; Chordata; Aves; Accipitriformes; Accipitridae. The coding region runs from base 139 to 819 and encodes 226 amino acids. The record is from RefSeq and is a predicted model, not a curated record. Gene Ontology annotation, biological process: mRNA splicing, via spliceosome. The transcript is spliced from 6 exons. Gene Ontology annotation, cellular component: U1 snRNP.